CAAAAGUAGAUUGGACUUUGGACACAAAUAAUGUUAAUUCAGUGUGCGCCAAGAAAUUGACCAAAGCAAUGGCCAUUUUCACUUUCCUAUCUGUUUUUGCCAAACUUCUAAUAUGGUUCCCUCCAUUUUUAUGUGCUAAUGAUACCAUUAGCAUCUCGCAAUCACUUCCUGAGGGUAGCACCUUGGUGUCAAAAGAUGGAACCUUCGAAAUGGGUUUCUUCAGUCCAAGCAAUAAUAACAACACAAAUCGCUAUGUCGGAAUCUGGUACAAAAAUAUCAAAAUUAGAACCAUUGUUUGGGUUGCUAAUCGUGAAAAUCCAGUUAAAGAUAACUCCAGCAAGUUGAGCAUGAGUACACAAGGAAAACUUGUGAUCCUUAGCAAGAACAAUACUGUUGUUUGGUCAGCAAACUCAACAGAAACAACACAUGCACUUAGUCCAAUUGUUCAGCUUUUAGACUCUGGAAACCUAGUACUAAGAAAUGAGAAUGACUCAAACCCACAAAACUACUUGUGGCAAAGCUUUGACUACCCCUGUGAUACAUUUUUACCAGGAAUGAAGAUUGGAUGGAACCUAAAGACGGGUCUUAAUCGGCGUUUUACGGCGUGGAAGAAUUGGGAUGAUCCUUCACCAGGGGACUUCAUUUGGGGUAUGGUACUUGGUAACACUUCUGAAUUGGUUAUGUGGAAAGGUUCUAGUGAGUACUAUAGGAGUGGUCCUUGGAAUGGUGUUAGAUUCUAUGGCAAAACAACACCCCUUUUCAACUUAGAGUUGGUGUCUACUAUUGAUGAGGUGUUUUACACUUACAACAUAGAGAAUAAGUCCUUGAUCACAAGAGUUGUUAUUAAUCAAUCUAUUUAUUAUCGCCAGCGCUAUAAUUGGAAUGAAGCAAACCAAACUUGGAAGCUUUAUUCAUCAGUGCCAAGAGACAAUUGUGACAAUUAUAAUCUUUGUGGUUCAUAUGGAAAUUGUAUUGUGAGUGAGUCACCACCCUGCCAGUGUUUAACGGGCUUCAAGCCAAAAUCAGUUCAAAAUUAUGAGGCUUUGGAUUGGAGCCAAGGAUGUGUGCUUAGUGAACAAUGGAGCUGUGGGGUCAAAAACAAAGAUGGUUUUAGAAAAUUUAGUGGGCUGAAAUUGCCAGAUACUACCAAGUCUUGGGUGGAUGGAAACUUAACACUUGAAGGUUGUAGAACUAAAUGCUUGGAAAACUGUUCUUGCACAGCCUAUGCAAAUUUAGAUGUCAGGGGUGAUGGCAAUGGUUGUAUCAUUUGGUUUGGAGCACUAGUUGACUUAAGGGUGGCUUCUGUUCCUGGGCAAGAUCUAUAUGUUCGAAUGGCUACUUCAGAAACUGAUGAAAAGCGAGGGCAUAAGAAGAUGGUAGCGGUGGUUAUUCCAGUUGUGCUCUUGGCUUUUUUGAUUGUUUUCAUUUUUACCUAUAGCUUCUGGCGGAAAAGAAAACUUAGAGAAAAUGCCUCAGAAGAAAAUAAAGAUGAAGAGCAUGAAGAAGACUUAGACUUGCCUUUCUUUGAAUUUGCUACCAUAGUUCGUGCCACUAAUAACUUCUCAAGUGACAAGAGGCUUGGCCAAGGUGGUUUUGGGCCUGUGUAUAGGGGCACACUAGCAGAUGGACAGGAAAUUGCUGCCAAGAGACUUUCAAAUAAUACUGGACAGGGAACAAAAGAGUUCAAGAAUGAAGUUAUAUUGUGUGCCAAACUUCAGCAUCGGAAUCUUGUUAAAGUUCUCGGUUGUUCCACUCAAGGAGAUGAAAAAGUUCUCAUCUAUGAAUACAUGCCAAAUAAAAGCCUAGAUUCCUUUCUUUUCGAUUCCUCCCAAAGUGAACUCCUAAAUUGGUCUAAGCGCUUCAACAUUAUAUUUGGAAUUGCUCGGGGACUUCUUUAUCUUCAUCAAGAUUCUAGAUUAAGAAUCAUUCAUAGAGAUUUAAAAGCAAGUAAUAUUCUACUAGAUGGUGAGCUAAAUCCAAAAAUUUCUGAUUUUGGCGUGGCACGAAUGUUUAGUGGAAAUCAAACCGAAGGGAACACAAAAAUGGUGACUGGAACAUAUGGCUACAUGGCACCAGAAUAUGCAAUUGAUGGGCUACUUUCUAUCAAAUCUGACGUAUAUAGCUUUGGUGUACUAUUACUGGAGAUAAUAAGUGGGAAGAAGAACAGAGGAAUUUUCUUUCCAAAUCAUGGAUUAAAUCUAUUAGGACAUGCAUGGAAAUUGUGGAAAGAAGACACUCCAGUGAAAUUAGUUGAUGCUUCUUUGGGUGAUACCAUCACCAUGUCAGAAGUACUACGCUGCAUUCAUGUUGGUCUUUUAUGCGUGCAAUUGCAUCCUGAAGACAGGCCAAACAUGGCAUCAGUGAUAGUGAUGUUGAGCAGUGAAAAUACUUUGCCACAGCCUAAGGAACCCGGUUUCCUUAUUGAAAGAAUGUCGAUUGCCGGAGAAUCUUCGAGUAGCAAUCAGAUUAAUUCUUCUACUAAUGAAUUAACUGUGACACUCUUAGAGGCUAGAUAGAGUUGCUUUUGCAACUUUUAUGUUUGUGACAUGCAAGUGCAGUAUUCUAUUUACUCAAUGGCCUUCACAGGUUAAAGUUCUGUCUAUAUCCCACUAUGUUGCUGGAUUCACUUACUGUAUUUAGUUGAAGGUAGGAAACUGUAUCUAAAUUAAGUAGAACAUGUUGUAUACGAUAUCUUGUGCUAGAUGCAUAUUUAUAUAGUAAACUAAAGAAAAAAGAGGAUCAAUUUUAAUGAGAAGAGUGUCUCAAAGUUGUCAGAAUAAGGGGAUUUAGUCUCAAAAUUGUUGAUGCUGGAGUGAAGGACUGGCAAUGGGUUUCAAAUGUUAUUCAAGGCUUUGAAAUCGAUGCAUCUCAGCACCCCUUAGAGAAAGCUUCAGAAGUUCAGAACACUCCAUAUGGAUGAUGUAGAAAAUAACUUACAAUCAAACAGGGUGCUUCAUAGUUAGUUUCCCUUGCAACAUUGGUUGUUCCACAGUUUAAGUCCAAACUAUAGCUUCUAACACUAUGCAGUGUAAAAGCAUAAUUACUCUAUCAAUGCAUAGGUUAUAUAAUUUACUAAAUAUUAAAUUUUUAUAAAUAUCAUUUAUUGU
Molecule: messenger RNA, 3107 nt
Organism: Abrus precatorius (Indian licorice)
Lineage: Eukaryota; Viridiplantae; Streptophyta; Magnoliopsida; Fabales; Fabaceae
Product: G-type lectin S-receptor-like serine/threonine-protein kinase At4g27290
Exons: 7
Coding region: 69-2516 (815 amino acids)
Biological process (GO): recognition of pollen; protein phosphorylation
Molecular function (GO): protein serine/threonine kinase activity; ATP binding
Source: RefSeq, a predicted model, not a curated record